AUGGCAGGUAAGUCAAGUGAUAGAGACUCUGAGCCCAUGUCUCGCGAAUCGCAAGUCUUUGCCGAAAUUAAUCAAGCUACGGCAAAUGGACCAUGUGGCGACUGGACCUCGUACCAUGAUCAAAAAUGUUUCAAAAUAAUCGCAGCGGUGGGCACACAACAAGAGGCUAUGGCCGCAUGCAAACAACUCGAUAGCCACUCAACAUUGCCUACAAUAAAGUCUCUGGAUGAAAACACUUUCAUAUACAACAUGGUCAAACCAUACGCUAGUCAGGCAACCAGUAUCUGGUUGGGCACCCUAUACCUUAGCAACACAUUUCAAUGGGUAGACCACACGGCCAUUAGCUACAAAAACUACGCCUACCCUGCUAACAUACACAACCAAUGCAUGCAAAUGUCCUUGCACAUAACUACUCUAACACAUCAGUCGUAUCAUUCACUGUAA
Messenger RNA from Oppiella nova, 444 nucleotides. Lineage: Eukaryota; Metazoa; Arthropoda; Arachnida; Sarcoptiformes; Oppiidae. The record is from the annotation of a GenBank genome assembly.